Xenopus tropicalis (tropical clawed frog) is the source of this 2753-nucleotide messenger RNA. RefSeq names its product apolipoprotein L domain containing 1 (gene apold1). Gene Ontology annotation, molecular function: lipid binding. Gene Ontology annotation, biological process: lipid transport; lipoprotein metabolic process. Gene Ontology annotation, cellular component: extracellular region. Lineage: Eukaryota; Metazoa; Chordata; Amphibia; Anura; Pipidae. The record is from RefSeq and is marked provisional.
CGCUCUUGAGUCAGAAGAGUUUGAACAGUCGCAGAGAAAGGGUUUAUAGAAAGUAAUGGGUGAAGAAUCUUUCCUUCUUCGGUUAUCCCCUCAAGAUUACCAGUCCAUUCAGUUCCUCAUGGAGAAAAGACAACACUUACUAAAACAUGCACUAAGACUUCGUUUGAUAGUGAAACGAAUGGAAAAGCUACGGAAGGUAACCACAGCAGCAAAUGUGACAGGAAAUUGCCUCGGUGUAACAGGUGCUCUUACUGCCAUUUUGGGUUUGUCACUUAGCCCUGUCACAAUGGGUACUUCCCUUCUGGCUUCCACUGUGGGGCUAAUCGUGGCUGCAUCUGGUGGAGUUGCUACCUUGACAUCUGAUCUUUCUUUGGCAUUUUCUAACUUCAAGGAGCUUCGGAGGGUACAGAAGAUAGCAAGUGAUUUCCGUCACCAGUUGAAGGAGAUACUCAGUUUCCUGCAGCUCAUGCAACAAAAGAAAAGUCUUAGUGGGCAGGACUUUUGUGAAAUAUUAGGUUGUUCUAUCUCUAUGGACCGUCCUGUCUGCUUUAUGGUGUUGUUUGGGGCUCAUGAUUUCCUUGUUCCUCAGUAUUCUGAAGAGGCAACAAAGGUCAGCCAAGUUGUAUUAAAGGCAAAAGUCCAGAGAUUGGUUGAGACUAUUGAAGGCUGUGUGGAUGUGCUGGAUGAGAUUUGUCAGCACCUAAGAAAAACAGCAAUGGAAAAAGAGGAUGUUUAUUGACUGUUAAGAGAACUCCUUACAUGUAACUCCUUCAGGGAAGAACUAAGCCAUUAUCCAAUGGCAGGUGUUACUUUUUUGUGACAAUCUAUUCUGUGUUUUUGGAGCUUUGGUCUUCUCCAAGAAAGACUGCAUUUCCUCUAAAAUCUUAAAGUAAAAUAGCAGCUGCAGCAGGACUGUCAACACAAGGGCCCUCCAUCAGAGCUCUCAGAGUCCCCCAGGUGUCUCUAGGUCGGUGCUAAGAGUUGCACCUUAAUAACAGCCAGAGUAGCUAUUAAUCAUAUGGUGAUUAUGUAACUCAUACAUACAAUAAAACUAGCUAAAUAAGGCACAGUUCAGUUCAUCAGUUUGACAAAAGACAAGUAUUUAUUAUGCAGCUUAACUAUUGGAAGCUAUAUAUAGUUCACACAAAAGGCUUGACUCUAUCAAUGUAAUGUUUGAACUACACCUAACUUGAUUGCAUUAUAAUUCUUAUAUAGGUAGAAGGUAACCCGUUAUUGCCUUACUAGAAGCUGCCUCUGCAAUAUUUCUUGAUGCCCCAGGAGGAAAUAAAGCAAUUGCACUCUAGUAAAUACAUUUCUGUUCAGUUUGAAAAGAAAAUGUUCCUUUAUGGUUUAUCUCAAGCAAGUGCCAUGGUGUUCUAUAGGGAAAUCUGCAAUUCCAUCUAGAAAUAUUUUUUUCAACUAAUUGAAAUACAAUGCAUACAAAAAUAUUAAAUUUUAUUUCGUAAUGCAUUACUGGAAAUUACCAAGUUAUAAAGGCCUUUACAUAAAUGGGUGGUUCACAUUCAGGUUUUAAAAUGUUAUAGAAUGGCCUUAGCAACUUUAAAAUGGUCUUAAUUUUUAUUCAUUAUAGUUUUUUUAAUUAUUUGCCUUUCUCAUUUGACUCUUUCCAACUAUCAAAUGGGGACUGACCCUGGCAGUAAAAAAAACAUUGCUUUGUGAGGCUACAAUUUUAUUGUUAUUGUUACUUUUAAUUACUUUUCUUUCUAUUUAAGUCCUCCUCUAUUCAUAUUCUUGUCUCAAACCACUGUGUGUUUGCUAGGCUAGACCGGACCCUAGCAACCAGAAAGUUCCUGAAAUUCCAGAGCUAAAUAAAUACUGCAAAUAAUAAAAAAGAAGACAAAUUUCAAACAGUUUAAAAAUAGCAUCCCCAAUAUCAUACUAAAUGUUAAUUUAAAGGUGAACAACCACUUUAAGCUGUUUUUAAAAAAAUGAGGUAGCUGUGAUACAGAAGAAAUGAUUACAUAUAUUUAUUACUGGAAUUACAGCAAUACUAUAUACUCUUUAGGAAAGGAAAAUCACAUCUUAAAUAGCUUCCAAAAGUCCUGUACAACAUUUUAUUUUGCAUGUCCAGUAAUCCAGCUUCUUUUAUAGAACUGUAGAUAUGGCAAAACAAGCUAAUUCUUCACACAAUAAGUACUAUUAGGUAGUUUCCCACCUGUUGCCAUUACUUCUUCCAAAUGGUUGUCUGUUCUUAAAUUAAGGUUAAACUGACAUCAAAUCUUUAAUCUGAAAAUGUUACAUGGAAUACCUGAGGGAAACACAUCUAGGUAUGUAAAAUGUGUUAUACCCAUUUUAUGGCAUUUUUCUUUUGGGAGCUAAUGGCCAUAGAGGUGGACAUUGUAGAAGUAAAUUAUAGGCUUCUCCAACCUAUAAUUCAUCCCCUACUAGCUGACAACCUAACACAGUGUAUAUGGGAUUUCAACAGCAAAAGGACAGAUAUUUAACAAAACAAAAAUACCCCAUGCUGUCACCUUUGAACUGUAAUAAUGCAUAGAAAUUGUAUUUUGUUUAUUCCAUGCAGCAGCAAAUUAAUAUGUAUAGCAUAAGAGAAAUUGCCUGUAAGCACACAGGUUGGUGGAUCCACUAGAGACACCAUUAAUGGGUCAAAAUGUUGGUGUUAGGCACCUUUAGCUAUAAUUUAUUAAACCUCUAUGAGCACUUUGUUAAAUUAAAAAGUUAUUUAAGUAUUGUUUGAUACAAUUAUUUAAGUAAAUAAAGACAGUGUAUAUUAA